Molecule: messenger RNA, 1380 nt
Organism: Dracunculus medinensis (Guinea worm)
Lineage: Eukaryota; Metazoa; Nematoda; Chromadorea; Rhabditida; Dracunculidae
Source: the annotation of a GenBank genome assembly
AUGGGUCAACAACAAUCCGGAUUUGGUGGUAAGCGUGACGAUCGUAGCGGUGGCGAUGGCGAUAAAGAGAAGAAAAAGAAAUACGAGGCUCCAAUUCCUACCCGUAUUGGAAAACGAAAGAAGGGUGGUAAAGGCCCAGACGUUGCCAUGAAAUUGCCGACUGUUACUCCGCAUGCACGGUGUCGCUUGAAAUUGUUAAAAUAUGAAAGAAUAAAGGAUUAUUUGUUAAUGGAACAAGAAUUCAUAAAAAAUCAAGAACGCUUAAAACCUCAAGAAGAAAGGCAAGAGGAGGAAAGGGCCAAAGUGAAUGAUCUGCGCGGUACUCCAAUGGCGGUCGGUAAUCUAGAGGAAAUUAUCGAUGAUCAGCAUGCUAUCGUUUCAACUGUUGGUUUUUUCUUAGAUUAUGUUACAAUUAAUGUUGGCAGCGAACAUUAUGUUUCCAUCAUGUCUUUUGUUGACAAGGAACAACUCGAACCAGGCUGUGCUGUUCUUCUUAACCACAAAACUCAUGCUGUCAUUGGUGUCCUUGCUGAUGACACUGAUCCUAUGGUCUCAGUAAUGAAAUUAGAAAAAGCUCCUCAGGAAACUUAUGCCGAUGUUGGUGGUCUUGAUCAGCAAAUCCAAGAAAUUAAAGAAUCUGUCGAACUUCCACUUACACAUCCAGAAUACUAUGAAGAGAUGGGAAUUAAACCGCCAAAAGGCGUAAUUCUGUAUGGUUGUCCUGGUACUGGGAAGACCUUAUUAGCAAAAGCAGUGGCUAACCAAACUUCGGCAACAUUUCUUCGUGUAGUUGGAUCUGAACUUAUCCAGAAAUACUUAGGUGAUGGUCCUAAAAUGGUGCGCGAAUUGUUUCGUGUUGCUGAAGAACAUGCACCGUCAAUCGUUUUCAUCGAUGAAAUUGAUGCUGUUGGGACAAAAAGGUAUGAUUCCAAUUCUGGAGGCGAACGUGAAAUCCAAAGGACUAUGCUCGAGCUGCUAAAUCAGCUGGAUGGAUUUGAUUCUCGUGGUGAUGUCAAGGUAUUGAUGGCGACGAAUCGUAUUGAUUCGCUCGAUCCUGCUUUAAUUCGUCCAGGUCGAAUCGAUCGUAAGAUUGAAUUUCCCUUGCCUGAUGAGAAGACUAAGCGUCGCAUUUUCCAGAUACAUACUUCUCGAAUGACACUGGCAGAUGACGUCGAUCUUGACGAAUUUGUGGCUUCGAAGGAUGAACUGAGUGGCGCUGAUAUCAAAGUUUUAUCUCAAAUAAAAGCAAUGUGUACUGAAGCUGGCCUUUUGGCGUUACGUGAACGGCGAAUGCGUGUCACUAUGGAUGAUUUCAAAAAGUCUAAAGAGAAUGUGCUCUAUCGCAAGAAAGAAGGUGCACCGGAAGCUCUUUAUCUGUGA